Lampris incognitus (smalleye Pacific opah) is the source of this 2379-nucleotide messenger RNA. RefSeq names its product protocadherin alpha-3-like. Gene Ontology annotation, cellular component: plasma membrane. The record is from RefSeq and is a predicted model, not a curated record. Gene Ontology annotation, molecular function: calcium ion binding. The transcript has a single exon. Bases 1 to 2379 code for a protein of 792 amino acids. Gene Ontology annotation, biological process: homophilic cell-cell adhesion. Lineage: Eukaryota; Metazoa; Chordata; Actinopteri; Lampriformes; Lampridae.
AUGGAACAAAGAGGGCGAUAUGUGUGGAGGAUGCGUGCGCAAUUGGUCGUCUUCGUGAUGACUUCGCUUUGGGUUUUCAGCGUGGCCUCGGCUCAGAUAAGCUACUCUAUCCCUGAAGAGGUUAAAGAGGGAACAGGUGUUGGCAACAUAGCGAAGGAUCUCGGAGUAGAUCUGAACGUAAUGAAGGAGAGGGGAUUCCGCAUCACGUCUGCUGCAACGGAGCCUCUUUUCAAGGUGAACGAGAAUGACGGCGUCCUUUAUGUGAACCGGGAAAUUGACAGAGAGGCGAUAUGCGGCGAGGUCGGCGCGUGUUUGAUUAGCCUUAAAAUGAUUUUAGAAAACCCGCUGGAGGUCCAUUAUGUCACGGUCGAGGUAUUGGAUAUAAACGACCAUUCGCCGAUCUUCCCGGAGAGAGAGAAGAGACUCGAGAUCUCGGAGUCCGCCUUGCCGGGAGCGAGGUUUCAAUUACAAGAUGCGCGCGACCCCGACGGGGGCUCGAAUUCUGUUCAGCAGUAUAAACUCAGCCAGAACAACCAUUUCCGAUUACAAGUCAAAGAUCGCGGAAGAGAUGGGAAAACCCCGAUCUUACAACUGCAGAAACCGCUAGACAGGGAGGAGAGGAGGAACCACCGGUUAAUACUGACGGCGAUAGAUGGCGGAAAUCCUCCAAAGUCCGGCACAGUUGAAAUAUACAUUGACGUUUUAGAUGUGAAUGACAACAUGCCCGCCUUCACAAAGGACACGUAUUCUGCCGUGCUGCCAGAGAACUGCCCCAUUGGCACGACAGUGAUGCGAGUUAAUGCCACGGAUUCAGACGACGGUUCCAACGGAGAGGUGGUUUACUCUUUUGGAAGUAAUGUCAAAAGUAAAAUACGUGAGCUGUUUGACAUCAACUCCAUUUCCGGGGAGAUCACCGUGAAAGGCCAGGUAGAUUUUGAGGUUCAAGACAGCUACGAUUUUGACAUACAGGCCUCCGAUAAGGGAAGCAUCCCUUUUAGAACAGAUAAGGGCAUUAUAGUUAAAAUCGCAGACUUAAACGACAACGCCCCCGAAAUAGAGGUGACGUCGUUGUCAAACGCAAUCUCGGAAGACUCGCGACCAGGGACAACGGUAGCGCUGAUCAGUAUCACUGAUUUGGACUCUGAACUCAACGGAAAAGUUAUCAGCUAUUUAGUUGAAAAUAACCCGUUUACAUUAACUUCAUCAAUUCAAGAGAACAUGUUUGCUGUGGUCACUAAGUCACAGCUAGACAGGGAAGCCCAGUCAGUUUAUGAUGUGACUAUAGUUUGCAAAGACGCGGGGGAGCCCUCCUUGAUAUCUGAAACAACAAUAAGUAUUGUCGUGUCUGAUGUAAACGACAAUAGUCCAGCAUUUUCACAAAGCCCCUAUUCAUUUUAUGUCACUGAGAAUAACACUCCAGGAGCAUCGGUACUUUCAGUGAGGGCAUCCGAUGUCGACGAGGGCAGCAAUGCUCUCAUUUCAUAUCAUAUUCUCCGGGAUGGAACUAGUGACAAUAAACUGACUUCCUUUCUUAACGUCAACCCUGAAAAUGGUGAUAUAUUGGCACUCAAGAGUUUUGACUUUGAAACUUUGAAGACUUUCCAGUUCCACGUGGUUGCCACGGACUCCGGAAGUCCCCCGUUGCGCAGCAACGUGACAGUGAACGUGUUCAUCCUGGAUCAGAACGACAACGCUCCAGUCAUCUUGUAUCCAGUCAGCGCUAACGGUUCUGCUGAAGGUGUGCAGGAGAUUCCCCGCAAUGUGAACGCAGGUCAUCUGGUGACUAAAGUGAGAGCGUAUGACGCUGAUAUAGGAUAUAACGGCUGGUUGUUAUUUUCACUGCAGGAAGUCACUGACCACAGUCUGUUUGGUUUGGACCGCUACACAGGGCAGAUAAGAACACUUCGCUCAUUCACAGAGACAGACGAGGCUGAACAUAAACUGGUCAUACUGGUGAAAGACAAUGGGAACGUGUCACUCUCAGCAACAGCUACUGUGGUUGUCAAGGUUGUGGAGCCCAAAGAGGCUUUUGCUGCUUCUGAUGUUAAAAGUGCAGCAAAAGAUGAAGACGAGGACAAUGUGACACUUUAUUUGAUGAUAACUUUGGGCUCAGUUUCAGCACUUUUCCUCAUCAGCAUCAUCGUGUUGAUAGUAAUGCAGUGCUCCAAACCUGCAGACUAUUCCUCCAAGUAUUUACAAGACCCUAAUUAUGACGGGACUCUGUGUCACAGCAUCCAGUACAGAUCUGGAGACAGACGGUACAUGUUAGUUGGACCCAGAAUGAGUAUAGGAUCUACUAUAGUCCCAGGAAGCAAUGGGAAUACUCUAGUGGUCCCAGACAGGAGGAGACGAGCAUCUGUAGAGGUAAGAAGUGUUUAA